Molecule: messenger RNA, 1158 nt
Organism: Yamadazyma jaroonii
Lineage: Eukaryota; Fungi; Ascomycota; Pichiomycetes; Serinales; Debaryomycetaceae
Source: the annotation of a GenBank genome assembly
AUGAAAGCAAUUGUCUAUCACGGGAAAGAAUCCUUGAAAUAUGAAACUGAUUAUCCAGAGCCAGAAAUCACCAAUGAAAAUGAUGUAAAGAUCAAAGUCCAUUAUUGUGGAAUUUGUGGAAGUGACUUGAAAGAAUACUUAUCAGGUCCUUUUUUCUUCAAUGAACCAGGGUCCACCAACCCUAUUUCUAACUUAAAAUUUCCAAUGGUUAUGGGACACGAAAUUAGUGGGGAGGUGGUUAAAGUUGGUACUAAUGUCACCGAAUUUACUAAAGGUGACAAAGUUAUUGUUGAAGUUACUGGUAGUUGUAAAGAUAAAUACAAAUACUUUGAAGAUUCUCCAACUAAAGAUAAGGAAAGCUGUCAUCCAUGUCAAGAAGGAUUUUACAAUUGUUGUGAAUACUUAGCUCUUACGGGUUUAGGGUUUAGUGAUGGUGGAUGUGCCGAAUUCUUGGUAACCACUAAAGAAAAGUUAAUUAAAUUCGAUGAAGAUAAGAUCCCUAUGGAUAUUGCUGCUUUAAUCCAGCCAUUGUCAGUUUCAUGGCAUGCGGUUGAGGUUGGGAAAUUUGAACCAGGUCAAUCAGCAUUGAUUCUUGGUGGAGGUCCUAUUGGGUUGACUACUAUUUUUGCUUUAAAAGGUCAUAAAGCUAAGAACAUCGUUGUUAGUGAACCUUCUUUAGCCAGAAGACAAUUGGCAGAAAAAUUGGGUGUUAAGGUUUAUGAUCCAACAGGAAAAUCUACCGAACAAUGUAUUGAAGAUUUAAAGAAAAUGACAGAUGAUGGUUAUGGUUAUCAUCAUUCAUUUGAUUGUUCUGGAGUUUCAGCUACUUUCCAAACUAGUAUCAAAACCUUAAGAAUUAGAGGUACUGCCACCAAUGUCGCUGUUUGGGCUAAAAAGUAUAUUGAAUAUUCUCCUAUGGAAACCACCAUGUCAGAAAAGAUUGUCACGGGAUCGAUUUGUUUUGUUAAAUCAGAUUUCGAACAAGUGGUUGACUCUAUCCAGAAAGGUGAUAUUUCAACAGAUGAAUUGAGACUCAUGAUUAGUAGUAAGAUCAAGUUAAGUGAUGGUAUCGAUAAAGGAUUUUUAGAGUUGAUUCAUCAUAAAGAAAGACAUAUAAAAAUUCUUUUCACCCCUAUGGAUGAUUUAGCUACAAACUAG